This is a messenger RNA of Phialemonium atrogriseum, 2772 nucleotides long. RefSeq lists its product as uncharacterized. Lineage: Eukaryota; Fungi; Ascomycota; Sordariomycetes; Cephalothecales; Cephalothecaceae. The coding region runs from base 1 to 2595 and encodes 864 amino acids. The record is from RefSeq and is a predicted model, not a curated record. The transcript has 2 exons.
AUGGCAUUCUUUUUAGUCUCCCUCCGUCGCCUGCGGGCGUCGCGUCCGGCGCGUCUGCCUCUCUAUGAAGAACCGGGUUCGCCCGUUUCAACGAAGGAACGAUAUUCCACUACAGAUGAUUCCUCAGAAACCGAUACCGAUGAAGACGACAACCUCCCCGACUGCUCAUUACUAUCACCCGCCGAGACCGGCUCAAGACAGAGCUCCUCGUCCCAAUCCUCGACGAGCCACAUGCUCCCCAGAAAACCCAUCGCUCGGCCGAGGCGUCCUCCUGGGCGUUAUCUUUCUAGGCUGCGGAACAAGAUCGUACGCUACCUAUGCAUUGGCCUGAUAACAACCAUUGUGCUUUUCAUCUUCAGCCUUGUCCGCGCAAGCCAGGUUGAGAACCGAAGGAUAGCAGCCGGGAUGGUCGAGAAGAAACCUCCCCCACCCCCAGCGUGGGAGUCGUUCGAUUUCCUCACAAGGUAUUACGGUGGGAUCAGGACUCUGGUACCGUUGUCGGAGAAUAUCCCGGAAUAUCCCAGACUUGAGGACGAACAACCCUACAAUGCUAGCACGAGCGCGAGGUCGAGCAAGAGAGGCAACGAUGCCAACGAACUUGGCCCUGCCUACCGAGCACUGGCCCCAAGCAAGACGUUCAGUGACCAUCCGCAGUCCUUUACCAGGGACGGCGCCAAGGAGAUCAGGGAAUGUUUCUUAGACCCUCAAAACACCGUGAGGGUGCCACCUAUCCGGUAUUACGACGGCCGACCUAAAGGAUUUCCGAACAAUGUUCUUGGCUCUUAUGAUCUCCUAUCGAUCCCCGAGGAUAUUUGCUUCGAGAGAUACGGGCGAUACGGCCCUUACGGAUUCGGGUAUCCCAUCCGAAGUGGCGGUCUCGGCCUCGGCGCACACGGCGAAAAUGAAGGCUCCGGUGACGUCUGGCAGGCUGUCCCUCGGGUCGACUGGAGUAAACUGGACUGGGCGGACAUACAGCGGAGAUGCUACGAGGUAAACGCACAGCGGUACAGCCCCGUCGUAACCCGACCAACACUCUCCCGCGGCUUUUAUGUUGGAGAGGAGUCGGGGGCUGCGGAGUUAAAGACUCGAGAGGGUGCCCCUCCCCAAAUGGUCAAGGCAAGUCGACCCGUUGCCUCUUCCACUGCGUCUGCAGAGGCUCCGGCGAAGACGAACGGGACGAUGCCUCGUACAGCUUUCGUGGUUCGAUGCUGGGAUGAGUUCGAGUGGAAUGAGGACGACAUAAUGAACCUGAGAUCGCUCAUCGCCGAAAUCGCGCUCGCCUCGGGAGGCCGCUACGAUAUCCAUCUUCUGGUGGAAGUAAAGAACGAUGCGAAGUACCCAAUCUGGGCAGAUGACGAAGCGUAUCGCAACAGGAUCAAGGAGUCCGUCCCAGAAGAGUUCCAGGGGCUGGUUACUCUCUGGGCCCAGACACAGAUGCUCGCUCUCUACCAAGGCAUUCACGACCUUUACUCCACCGGUCCAGACAAUCCGGUCCACGGAGCAUACCGUGGCUUGCAGAUGGCCAUGCAGCACUUCGCCUACGGGCAUCCCGAGUACGACUACUUCUGGCAAUGGGAGAUGGAUGUCCGCUACACCGGGCACUACUACGAUCUGAUCUCCAAGCUCGAGGGCUGGGCCAAAGAGCAGCCUAGAAAGGGCCUUUGGGAGCGCAAUGCUCGGUUUUACAUGCCCGACGUCCACGGCACCUGGGAAGACUUCAAGCAAAUGGCCCGGGUACAAUCCGAUCUCGGCACCGUUGGUGCAGGUAAUGUCUGGGGUGGCGUCCCCGGUUCAGCGAAGGAACCACCAGUAAAGAAAGCAGAUGAAAAUGUGUGGGGCCCAGUAAGGCCAGUGGACGAGGAGGACUGGUACGAGACCGACAACGACCCUCAGCCACCGACCACACAAGAGCGGGAUAAAUAUUCCUGGGGUGUUGGCGAAGAGGCGGACUUCAUCACGCUCAACCCCCUGUUCGACCCCGAGGGUACGACCUGGGGUCUCGCCAACGACAUCACGGGCUACAACGAGACCGAAGGCAUCGCCAAGCCCCCGCGGCGGGCCCAGAUCAUCACCGCAUCCCGCAUGUCGCGCCAGCUGCUCAUGACGAUGCACCGGGAGACGGCAUUCAAGAAGCACCACGCCUUCCCCGAGAUGUGGCCGGCGACGGUGUCGCUGCACCACGGGUACAAGGCCGUCUUCGCGCCGCACCCGGUCUACGUCGACCGCGAGUGGCCGGUCGAGUACAUGGCCCGCGUCCUCAAUGGCGGCCGCAACGGCGCGUCGGGCGGCUCCAGGGCGUCCGUCUUUGGCGAGCGCGAGCACAACCUGCGCGGCCUGACGUGGUUCUACAACUCGGGCUUCGGCGGCAACCUGUACCGCCGGUGGCUGGGCCUCCGCGUCAACAACGACGGCGGCGAGGGGUUCGAGACCACGGCCGACCUGAGCAAGAACGACUCGGCUGUCCCGUUCAUGCGCGGCGGCGAGGGCCGCAUGUGCCUGCCCCCCAUGCUCCUCCACCCCGUCAAGGGUGUCGUGCUGCCGGUCGAGGGUACUCCAGACGAUGGCGAGAUACCCGAGUCGGAUCCUGCCGCGUAGCGCAAGCCGGGUGGCUUGGGUUAUUCUUCCUUUUUCGUCGUUGAUGAAGUGGUCUGGGGCUGGCAUACUCUGGUUGGCUCUGGUCUGGUAGAUACGGGCUGCACGGUUUUUGGCAUUCUUGUAAGGCGUUUAGCCCGGAUUAACGGCGUUGGUUGAGCAUGUGACAUAUGGUGCUGC